This is a messenger RNA of Didymodactylos carnosus, 351 nucleotides long. The record is from the annotation of a GenBank genome assembly. NCBI's taxonomy places the organism in Eukaryota, Metazoa, Rotifera, Eurotatoria, Philodinida, Philodinidae.
AUGUUGAUGAACGACACUAAUUUGAAAAAUGUGAUAGGUGAGUAUCUGGCAUCGAAAACGACCACUGUUCGUCCGAAAGCGGUUGGUUUCAAACACACUCCUGUUCAAAACGAUGUAUUGAUAAUUGGAAAUUUACCACUGAAACUGUACGAUGAUCAAGCCACCGUCGACAUCUGUGGAACAGUAGCACAUGCCAGUCAAGUAUCUACAGUAAAGAAGUUCGAUCAGGUCUCACAAAAACGGUUACCAGUAGCUCAACAAACAUUUGUUGUUGCCGAUAUGACCGGUGCGGUGAUUGUCUACGCAUGGGGUAAUUUGGCUGGCAAUGUGAGCAAUGUCGAUCUGGAAUAA